Messenger RNA from Brienomyrus brachyistius, 5487 nucleotides. Its product is annotated as potassium voltage-gated channel subfamily H member 5-like. Gene Ontology annotation, cellular component: membrane. The record is from RefSeq and is a predicted model, not a curated record. Gene Ontology annotation, molecular function: voltage-gated potassium channel activity. The transcript is spliced from 11 exons. Lineage: Eukaryota; Metazoa; Chordata; Actinopteri; Osteoglossiformes; Mormyridae. The coding region runs from base 519 to 3422 and encodes 967 amino acids. Gene Ontology annotation, biological process: regulation of membrane potential; potassium ion transmembrane transport.
UGACGCAACGACUUGUAUCUGUAUUGUACCAAUUUUGCUAAUUUACUUCCUGCACUUUGCCAGCACUUUAUAUCGUUUGAUAUCUUUCAUAAUCUUAAUAACUGUCCCAUCCACAUAUUGCACUACAUAUGUAUUAUUUACUAUCACGCUUACCGUUGUUUGUUCUAUCCCCCCAUGCAACCCUCCCCCCAAAUUGUGGCACAAGAAUUUCCACAAAUACGGGUGACAAUAAAACUUGUAAUUUGAAACUUGAAAUUUCAAACAUCGGUUCAGACCAGUGAACCCCAUUAACGAUGUCGUUCCGGCUCUGGGAAUUUCUCAGCUAAAGCGCGCCGCGCAUGCGCGCUCGCCUGUCGAGUCGAGUACAUUGCAGAGCUUCGGAGAGCUGGUGGCGCGGAGACCCGGAGUCAGCCGCGGUGCGACGUUACCAUGAUUUUCUCCAUCCUGCCGAAACAUACCUAUCUUGACUUUUUCACCUGCAAGAUCAGCCAUCCUGACCAACACUGUCCAAACGCAGAAUGCCCGGGGGAAAGAGAGGGCUGGUCGCACCUCAGAACACUUUUUUGGAAAAUAUUGUCAGGCGCUCAAGUGAAACCAGCUUCCUCCUGGGAAAUGCCCAGAUUGUUGGCUGGCCUAUAGUCUACAGCAAUGACAGUUUCUGCAAGCUGUCAGGGUACCACCGGGCGGAAGUCAUGCAGAAGAGCAGCACGUGCAGUUUUAUGUACGGAGAGCUGACCGACAGGAAGACGAUAGAUAACGUCCGCGAGACCUUUGAAAAUCAUGAGACCAGCUGCUUCGAGAUCCUGCUAUACAGGGCCAACAGGAAUCCUGUCUGGUUCUACAUGCAGAUCGCACCCAUCAGGAACGAGUAUGACAGGGUGGUUUUGUUCCUGUGCACUUUCAAAGACAUCACGCUCUUUAAGCAUCCCAUUGAGGACGAGACCACCAAGGGAUGGACCAAGUUUGCACGACUGACACGGGCCCUGACCAACAGCCGCAGCGCCAUGCAGCAGCUGACGCCCAUUAACAAGACUGAGGUCAGCCACAAGCACUCGCGGCUGGCUGAGGUUCUCCAGCUGGGUUCUGACAUCCUCCCCCAGUAUAAACAGGAGGCACCCAAGACGCCCCCCCACAUCAUUCUGCACUACUGCCUCUUCAAGGCCACCUGGGACUGGGUCAUCCUCAUCCUCACCUUCUACACAGCCAUCAUGGUGCCCUACAACGUGUCCUUCAAGACGAAGCAGAACAACGUCACCUGGUUGGUUCUGGACAGCAUAGUAGACGUCAUCUUCCUAGCGGACAUCGUGCUGAAUUUCCACACCACCUUUGUGGGUCCUGGAGGCGAGAUCAUCUCGGACCCCAAGCUCAUCCGCAUGAACUACCUAAAGACCUGGUUUGUCAUCGACCUGCUGUCCUGCCUGCCUUACGACAUCAUUAAUGCCUUUGAGAACGUGGAUGAGGGUAUGAGCAGCCUGUUCAGCUCCCUGAAGGUGGUCCGGUUGCUCCGGCUGGGCCGAGUGGCCCGCAAGUUGGAUCACUACAUGGAGUACGGAGCGGCAGUGCUGGUGCUGCUGGUGUGCGUGUUUGGACUGGUAGCCCACUGGCUGGCCUGCAUCUGGUACAGCAUCGGCGACUAUGAGGUCAUCGACGAAGACACCAACACCAUCAAGCAGGACAGCUGGCUGUACCAGUUGGCCAUCAGCAUCGGCUCACCCUACCGCUACAACUCCAGUGGCUCAGGCAGGUGGGAGGGCGGCCCCAGCAAGGACUCCCUCUACAUCACCUCCCUCUACUUCGCCAUGACCAGCCUCACCACCAUCGGCUUUGGCAACAUCGCGCCCACCACUGACGGCGAGAAGAUCUUCUCCGUGGCCAUGAUGAUGAUCGGCUCCCUCCUGUAUGCCACCAUCUUCGGUAACGUGACCACCAUCUUCCAGCAAAUGUACGCCCACACCAACCGUUACCAUGAGGUGCUCAACAACGCACGUGACUUCCUCAAACUCUACCAGGUGCCCAAGGGCUUGAGCGAGAGGGUCAUGGACUAUAUCGUCUCCACCUGGGCCAUGACUAAGGGCAUCGACACUGAAAAGGUACUCACCACCUGCCCCAAAGACAUGCGAGCAGACAUCUGCGUCCACCUGAACCGCAAGGUGUUCAACGAGCACCCAGCCUUCCGCCUGGCCAGCGAUGGCUGCCUCCGCUCGCUGGCCGUGGAGUUCCAGACCGUCCACUGCGCCCCAGGCGACCUCUUCUUCCACGCUGGCGAGAGCGUGGACACACUGUGCUUUGUGGUGUCUGGCUCUUUGGAGGUCAUCCAGGACGAUGAGGUCAUCGCCAUUCUUGGCAAAGGGGACGUCUUCGGUGACUUGUUCUGGAAGGAAACCACCCUAGCCCACGCCUGCGCCAACGUCCGGGCGCUGACCUACUGUGACCUGCACGUCAUUCACCGGGAGGCGCUGUUGAAGGUGCUGGACUUCUACACCGCCUUCGCUCACUCCUUCUCCCGAAACCUGAUCCUCACCUGUAACCUGCGCAAAAGGAUAAUCUUCCGGAAGAUCAGUGAUGUGAAGAAGGAGGAGGAGGAGCGUCAACGGCAGAAGAAUGAGGUGACCCUGACCAUCCCAGUGGAUCACCCUGUCCGGAAGGUCUUCCAGAAGUUUAAACAACAGAAGGAGCUCCGGACACAGAUGGGUGCAGUGCUGGAAGUGGAGAAGAACCAUCUGGACCAGCAUUUCCACCCACAUCGGGACCUGUACCCUAUGCAAGGCCACACCGGGGUGGUCACUGUGUCCCAGAUCACGCCCAUGCAGAACUCGCUGGCCUACAUCAGAGCCGGAGAGUUGGACAAGCAGAGCAACCGUGACAUCAUGGAGCUGAAACCUAGCCUUAGUCUCAAUGGAUCCGACUGCUCUGGGGCCCGGAGCCCCUCCUGCAGCAGGCCGGCUAGCAGCCGGGGCUGGACGCGCCUUCGCAGUGCUACGACAUCCCCUGAGGAGUCGACGGGGGGCUGGAACAGCACUGCCAGGGUCAGCCCUGUGGAGCUCUCCCUGCAGGACAGUCGGGGAAAGAGCCCCCUUCACAGCACAGACUGCUGUGAUGGCAGUAGCACCAGGACUGAGAAAUCUGGCGAGGUGCCGAGUUCCCUCAUAUCUGAGGACCACCAGCCCAGCCCGACCAUCCCCGAGCAGGAACUGCACAGCACCCUGCACGAGGCCAGACUAGAGCUCAAGGGCGACAUCCAGAUGCUGGCAGGUCGCUUGGCCACCCUGGAGUCCCAGGUAGCGGAGAUCCUGAGGCUGCUCUCUGAGACGAGGCAGCCAGCCCAGCCCUCCAACCCCAGGACCAGGAACAGUCGGCAGGACAUCUUCACCGUGUCCCAGCCUGCCACGCCUGACUCCGACUGGGACAAUGGCCUCUUUUAGCGGCGACAUUAGCAAGAAUUCUUUUUCUCCCAUGGAUGAGAUGAACGAUUGUGAAGGACACGAGGAAAAAUGAGAACUGUGACUUUUAUACGGAGAGCAAGAGAACAGUAAAUAUCAACAGGCAUGUCCAGCUGGUUUCUGGCCUGCAAAGACACUAGUUAUUGCUUGUAUAUGAUGCAGUUGGCUGCAUGCAAAAGGAUUUUAAAGCAGAUCACUUUUUGUUCUAUACUGUAUCCGUAUGAACAUGAUUGUUUUCCAGAGAUUUAAGAAGCCUAUUUACCAUGAAGAAACCUCAGGGUUUGUGCAGGUUGCUUGAUAAAACCGAUCCAGUGAACACACCCAACGGCAUGCUCAGCUGCUCCAUGCUUUCACACUUUUCCAUCAACAAAGCUGUACUUGUACCCACAUUCUCAUGACGGCGCCAUACCAUCAUACAUCCUUUCUUGUAUGUUUUUGUUCUUACAUGUGUAACUAUUUGUUUCAUUGUUUAUGACCGUCACACUCUGCUGGACAUCACAUAUAAAGUUGCAGGAAACCCUCACAUUCCCAAAUCACUGGAUGGUGUUGUCUGGAACACUUGAACUCUACUAAACAAUGACAACCAUUGGCAGACCUGGAGGAAUGGUGGGGCAGGGGGGGGGGGCCUUGAAGCAGCAUGCUAAUCAGGCUGUGAUGGAUAACCUCAGUCUCUGGAAAGCAAACGGGACAAACUACACUGUUUUACUGGCUUUUAAAGGGACCUUCAGGAGUGCAGUGUGUUCUGCUUCAUUCAGACCCGGCUGGGACCAAACAUUCCGGACAGAGCUGUGCAACCCCAGAACAUCACCAGCCACCACUCACACAGCACCAUAGCAAAUACCCACAAGACUAAGGAGGCGGCAUGUAUGUGUUCAUUUACGAUGACCAGUGCAUCAAAAUGGAAGCAGUUUCCCAGUCCUGAUAGUCUGAAGUGCUGGAGUAGCUGACGAUCAAUUGCCGGCCGUUGUGCUUGCUGACAGUUUUCUCCUCAGUGCUCCUCAGAGCUGUAUGCCACCAUUUGCAAACAAGACAACCAGUACCCAGAAGCGAUCUCUAUCAUCACCGGGGCCUUCAGUCACUGCAACCUGAAGAUGGUCCUCCUCAGAUACCACCAGCAUGUAACUUGCCCCAGGUGACUGGACUCUCAACCUCUGCUACACCAAAUUCAAAAGCACUUUGCAUGCUCUCACAAAUCUGACCACUCCUCAUCUGCUUCUGUAUCCCACAUACACAAGCAGGAACUGAUCCAUGUCCAGCCCAGCAAUGAAGGAAGUUCAGCACUGGACAUUAGUCCAUUUUCAAUGAGUCCUACAUGAAUAUGGAUGACUAUGCUGAUUCAGUGACAGACUACAUCAGGUUUCGUGUGUCCCUUUCUGGACUGUCUACUCCUGUCCCAGCUAGAAGCCCUGGGUGAACAUCACUGUUCGCCAAGCACUGAGGGACGGGGCACGAUUUUCAGGUGGGGAUUGACUUGGGCGAAGUUUGUGGACAACACCACCGUCACUGUCUACACCAGCAGCGAUGAAGAGGCUACCUACAGGAUGGAGGUAGAAAACCCGACUGUAAGGUGCCCCGAGAAACAACCGCCACCUGGAUGUCAACAAGACAAAGGAGAUCAUCUCUGACUUCAGGAAGAUCAGAGGCCUUCACUCCCCAUUAUUCAUUCAUGGAAAUCCCAUUGAGGCAGUCAGCAGCUUCAGUUCCCCAAUUCCAAUUUCCUCUCGUAGUCUCUAAAUGCCAGCUGCUUUCUCUAGAAGGCUUACAAUCUACCUCUCCUGCUGUCAGAAGAGGGCUGAGCCCCUUCAUCAGGGGCGCCAGCCACCCAGAUCACACCCUUCACACUGUUGCCCUCUGAAAUGUACUGCGUCGCAACCCGAACCUCCAGCACCACCCGUAUCUCCCAAACCUCCCACACUGCCAGAAAGUCAUCAGGUUGCUUAGUAUACUACCUUGCUGGGGGCACUUUAUCAACAUUAUAUACUGUUCUGUUGCCAUUCUUCACAUCCUCUUCCCCAGGCUGCAUUACUUAUCCUUAUAUUGCACUGUC